UAUUAAUAUAAGAAAACAAAGUUUGAUAUACUUUUGUGCCUGAUAUCUGUGAUAGAUAUCAAUUGUUUUGAACAAAAUGGAGGUAAGUGUGACAAAUUUGUGGUGAAUGUGACAAAUUUCUUGUGUAAGGUACAACUUCGAAAUUUACAAGUGAGAAUUAUGCCACCGAAAAAGCAACGAAUGAAGAUCAAAGGCGCAAAAGACGAAGGAAAACAAACGCAGACGGAAACAAAGGGUGUCUCUAUACAAUGUCACUUUAUCACUCCUGGACCCGCGUAUAAACUCAAAACUCUCGUCGGGUAUAAGGAUCACUGUAUCUCGCGGUAUCGAAAUCCAGCGCACACGUUUGGUAGACGUCGAAAAGAUGUUUUUGGGAUUGCGGAAGGUCCGGGACCGAAAUACAUGGUUAAAGAACCUAAACGCGUGGGUUUCACCUUCGGAAUUCCAACGAAACAUCACGAUCUCGAUACAGGACCCGGUCCGAAGUACAAUUUACCGGAUGUUCCUCGCGGUCCUUUCUUCUCGAUAAAAUGGAGAACCAAAGUCAGAAAGAUCCACGAAACACCCGGGCCUUACUACGUCAAACCCAUUGCUGACGCACCUGCGUUUUUCAUGGGACUGCGUACAGCCGGAUCGAAGCCACCAGAUACGCCGGGUCCUUAUACGUUCGAGGUGAACGCAAUAAAACCAAAAGUCCCGAUGUACACUAUGACCGCCAAGCGAACGUUGCGAGUAACUUCCGCAAGUCCAGGUCCGAUAUACGCUCUCCCGCUGAUCAAGCCGACGCCCGCCUUUUCCUUUGGUGUAAAACACAGUGUAUGCGCGCCGCCGUACAUAGUCGAGUGUGACGAUCAGUGCUAGCAAUGAGAAGACUCGUUCCUGUUUUUAAUUAUCAAUUAUAUAUCGAAUUGUUAAAUCAAGAAGACAGAAUUAAAAACUUUCUCUGAGUGAACACACACACACACACACACACACACAGUUGUCAUGAUUCUGAAUUGAGUUAUAAACGAGAUGGGACCACAUAAAAAACACUCUAUUUUGAAAUAAUAUGUGUAUAUAUUUUCUUUAGAUAAAUCCACUUUUGAUAUCGCGGUACAACGUCGCACAAGAGGCAUAAUCGAGUUUUCUAAUAAUUACAAAUUUUUCUUUUCGGUGUUGUGUACCUUUCAAUACACGUCACAAUCCGUGUGUGCGUAUAUACGAGGAAACGAUCUGAACCCGGUAAACACAAAGUGACGGUAACGUAACAUUUAAUGUUAUAAAUUUCCCAUGUAACUACUGCUACGUACAAGGCGUGUUACAUCGCAGUUUCAUUGUUCUGUGUGGGAAUUUAUAACAUUAAUGUUACGUUACUGUUUACUUUUUGCGUUUACUCUGGGAAGAACACUCAAAUUUUACAUAUAUAUAAAUACAUAUUUAAGAUUACGCAUACAAGAAAAAUACACGAUAUACUUAUUGUAACAAGUAUACAAAUGUCGAGAAAAACAUUGCGCAAAAAAUAACAUUAUAUAUAAUUUAAAAAAAUUCAAAAUCGGUACAUAAAUUACGCUUGUACGCUAAAUGUGUCGUGGAAUCAACACUACAAAUAUAUUAUCGGUGCGGUAAAAUUGAAUUGCAUGCGUUUUACACAGUUAUACUAUAAAAAAGAAACGUAUAAUUUGACGAGAAGGCACGUAUCUUACGACCAUUAACUGCGGUGGACGAUUUACGUACUGUGAAAAUACGGCAAUCAAUGGUUAUCGCUCGAUUGUCAUCUAUGGCACACACGCUGGCUCUUUGUCGUGAUAAUUAACACUUGCUCGUGAUCGACGCGAUAUCAAUGUUGUAUAAUAUUGUACUGACGUAUAUAUAUAAUAGUUAAAUAAAAAUUCACUAUAUCUAAUUAUUUCACAUUUGCAAGCGCGUCACAAGCGUGUUUUACUAACUUCCGUUUGAUUUGUUUUUUUUUUCUUCCGAAUAAAUCUCGGCGUACGAACAAUCAAAAACAAAACCGGGAGUGUUUUUGUUUUUUUUUUUUUUAUAAUAAACCCGGAAUUAUCUGUAAAGUUCAUCGAUUUACAUGAGAAUAUACGCGCGCUCAUGUAAUGCAGGAACAACAACGCGAGAGAAAUAAUUAAUUAAAUCGCGAUCAACUAACAUGUACAGUCCGCGAACUAUCGCAGAUUUAUUGACGCUGACAAUUCUUCGAUUCAAGACUGUACAGUGUUCUGGAACAAGUGUGUUGCAAAAAUGAUUACCGACAUUCAGAUGAAGAGAACAGAUUCUGACGAACAAAUCGUAUGACAUUUAGUUAUAUGUACAUUGCUUAAUUGAAAGUCUUUUUAACAUUCGUUCAGUUUUUUUUUGUUGCUGUUCGAGUUAACUGUUUAUAUAGUUGUGUCAAUAUGCCUCGCAAUUCGAACCUGUUAUAAUUUUUUUUGAUAUGGUUUUUUAUACGUUUUGUAAUAUUCAAAACUUUGAAUGGAUUUUUUUUUCCACAUUACAAUAUAUGACUAGUGUUUGAAUCUCACACAAAUGUUCGAGAAGAAAAAAGAAAGUAUAUAAAAAUUAAAAACUAUGUCGAAAAAACGGAUAAACACGCAAAUAUGCGAUUAUAGUACAAAUGUAAAUAUUUAUAUACAUCGUACUUUGUGUGUAUGUGAAUAAGAAAUAUAUAUAUAUAAUAUAUAUACAUAUAUAUGUACACACACCACACACACACACACACACACACAAUAGUGAAGUACAAUUGGCGUAAAUACGAGAUGAGAAUGCAUAUAUGUGUGCGCUAUUAUUAUCUCGCUGCUAUAUUAAUAAUUAGCAUUAUUAUUAUUAUCCAAUAUAUUCGUGUGUAUGUGUACUUUAAGAUUUAUAUUAAUCUUUGUGUGGAAUAUAUAUAUAUAUCGAAAUGUGUUACUACUCUAGUAAUCGCAACUCUCACAUAUACGAAAAUAAAAUUGAGCAAAUGAUUCGCCAUGUGUGUGUAUAUAUGUACAUAUAUAUAUUAGCUUCCGUAACACGAAGAAUACGUUUGUGUGUUAUGUGAAUUCGCACUAUACAUGUCACAUACAAGUUAUACAAAUAUGCAUUUGGAAACAUUUAUAAAAGAAUUUGUGUUAAACGAGAGAAUAAUAUACAAAUCCGUGUUAAAUAAACCCGUGUUAUACAAGGUCUACUGUAUGUAUAUGUGUGUAUAAUAAACACAUUAGUUUACGUUUUUAAACACAAAUAAAAACUUUUAAGAACCAUAGUAUUUGAAUCAGUGAUGGAGAGCUAGGAAUACAAUUUGUAUAUAUACAAAUUAAUUAUUACGAACAUUAGAUACUUUUAGAAAAUUUAGCAAAAGCGUAAUUACAAUGCUGUUAUAUUAACACGAACAUUAAUAUUGUCCUGAUUAAGUACAGAAUAUGCAACUCU
This is a messenger RNA of Pseudomyrmex gracilis, 3396 nucleotides long. Its product is annotated as outer dense fiber protein 3B-like. NCBI's taxonomy places the organism in Eukaryota, Metazoa, Arthropoda, Insecta, Hymenoptera, Formicidae. The record is from RefSeq and is a predicted model, not a curated record. The transcript is spliced from 4 exons. The coding region runs from base 160 to 861 and encodes 233 amino acids.